This is a messenger RNA of Williopsis jadinii, 1090 nucleotides long. RefSeq names its product HD domain-containing protein. The transcript has a single exon. Bases 117 to 809 code for a protein of 230 amino acids. Gene Ontology annotation, molecular function: 5'-deoxynucleotidase activity. The record is from RefSeq and is a predicted model, not a curated record. Lineage: Eukaryota; Fungi; Ascomycota; Saccharomycetes; Phaffomycetales; Wickerhamomycetaceae. Gene Ontology annotation, cellular component: cytoplasm.
ACAGUCGUCCUCCGGCAGCACAAAGCUUCCAUCUUUUGUUGAUCUUCUCAGCUCUGCUUCACUCGUAUCCUGCCGAUAAGAACCUCUGAAGAGUGCUUAGUUCACCGCAUACGAACAUGACCACCUGCUCUGCUAAUACCAACGGGUCUGAUCAGUGGACCGUGGAGUCGGCAAUCCCAUCUGAGAUCAAGGAACUCAUCGCCGAGGCCGGCUCGUCCUCGUCGCAAGGCCAGUCAAACAGGUAUAACUACGUGCUGAUAUUCCUGCAGAUCGUGUCUCUGCUGAAGAAGCAGAGACGUACCGGGUGGGUCGACCACGGGAUCGAGAAAUGUGAGUCCAUCUCGGACCAUAUGUACAGAAUGGGCAUCAGUUCGAUGCUCAUCACUGAUCCCAAGGUUGAUACGAAUAAAUGUGUCAAAAUUGCCCUGAUCCACGACAUUGCCGAGUCCUUGGUUGGCGAUAUCACGCCAUUUGACGUUGUUGACAAGAACGAGAAGCACAGAAGGGAACUGGCAACGAUCGAAUACCUCAGCCAGCUCAUUGGCAAUUAUGACCCGUCCACUGGGGAUGAGAUCCUACAGUUCUGGCUGGACUACGAGGAGAUCAGAACCUUGGAGGCAAGAUACGUCAAGGACAUCGACAAGUUUGAAAUGCUGCUACAAAGCUUCGAAUACGAGCGGGAAUUCAAAGGUACAAAGAACCUGGAUCAAUUCUGGGGCGCAAGAUCGAGUAUAAAGACCGACGAGGUGAAGCAAUGGACAGAGGCCCUGUGGCAGAAGAGAGUCCAGUUCUGGGAACAGUAUCAGUGAUGUCUAUAGAGAUAGAGAAGAUGAUUUCCUCGGUAUAUACCCACCAUAAUGCCUCACGCUGAAAAGAACAAGUUGUCGUAUCCGUAUAACCAAGGUCCAAUGGUAUGUCUUGCCAACAGCGCAACCAGCCCAAUCGUGAACUGUAGAAGAAGUAGCACUGCACAUAGUGAGUCCUCUCUCAAAGGUCCAAACCAGACCAGUGCCAGGUUAAUCAGCGUAAAAUUCGAGGACUCGACGACGCGUCCUUCUCUCUGGACAAUCUCCAGCAGCUUCAGCUUGGA